UGCUCCCAGACACAAGUGGAUCCAUUUCCAGUGACGAGCUUCUGUGUUAAUAUUUGUAUUGAAAUAUAGGUAUGCAAUUGCAUUUGUCUGGCUACGUCGAUGAAAUCAAAUCAGCUACCUGUCCAAGCUUCAUCAAUGCAAGCUGUUAAAGCCAACAACGCCAUCACCAAGGAGAAAGAGCUGUUGCGGCAAUCUCCGCCACCCAAGCCGACGAAAAAGCACUUCAUUUCCAAACACUCCAUGGCCUUCAUGCGCUGUUGAAUGGCUUAAACACCCACGAGCAUCCAGACAAAUGCAAUUGCAUACCUACAUUUUCAAAACAAAUAUUAAACACAGAAGCUCGUCACUGUAUCUGUCCACCGUCCGAUAUGUCGCUUCUAUCGUCGGACGCCGGCUCAGUUGUUAAGUAUGUACAAUACCCUACCCCUUAUCUGGACAUUCUUGGAAUCCCUUCCUUCUCCUUUUCUCACAACAACAAACAAGCAAAAGAGUAACGAUGGCAUCGCAGCAAGUGGCGCUCAAGGUCGCCUUCAAUGGGGACAUCCACCGCACACGCGUGGAUCUACGCGGCUUCUCGCUGGCUGAGCUGAAGCAGCUCAUGGCGCAGACCUUCCGCCUGCCUGUGGGGGACUUCGUCGUGCAGUAUCGUGAUCCCGAAGGCGACUGCGUCAAUGUGACAACGGACGCCGAGUUCCAGGAGGCCCUGCGCGUCUUCCUGAGCUCCGCUGAGCCUGUGCAGUCGCUCAAAUUCUCGGCUGCCACGCGACGCCAGACGGAGUUCCAGGACCAGGUGGCGGACCCCCUCGUCAAGUCCGUGGAGCACCUUAUGCAGGCGCUCGCCGUCACGCUCGAGCAGCUCAAGCGCGACUCGAACUUCGCCUCGAGUGCCGCCCCCAACAUGAGCGUGACACUGGAUCAGGCGGCUAGGGACAGCGCCGACUCGCCCAAGACGGCAGCCACUGGCUUCUCCAGUUUCGCCCAGGGCCUCGUGGGCCAGAUUAACCGUCUCAUUCCAGAGAAGAAGGCCGGAGAGGCCACGGCGGCACCCGUCGCCGCACCCGUGUCUGCGCCUGAGCCGGAUCAGAAACCGUCGACACAGCAGCCGCUAGUGGUCACCCCGCCGCCCGCCCCAGUGGAGGGGGCCCCUCCUGCUCAGGAGACGGAGGAAACGCCGUCUAUCGCGUCGUCUGUGGCCUUCUCCGAGGCCGAAGUCAAGUGGGCCGAGCAGCUCUCCAUUGUCAGUGGCAUCUUCCCGAACGUCAGCCCAGCACGCGUCAUUGAUAUUCUGGAAAAGAGCGACGGCAACCUCAACGUGGUGCUCAACGUGCUAACGGAGGAGAACUAAGCAACCAAAUGAGGACGACGGGAGCUCAGCACCGCAAUCGUUUGGGAGCUGCUUCGAAGAGGGAAUAAUACCAGGGGUCGAUGACUCAAGUGGAAGGCGGGCGACACUGCAAAAGGACAAGCAGCAAGCGGCAACGGCGUGGAUCAGCGGACAGUUUUUCCAGCUCGUAGCAUCAAAUGCAUUUCAAUGAAUUUCAUUUUUAUUCAAACUCACGUUUGCCAUGCAACACAAAAAAGGU
Messenger RNA from Phytophthora nicotianae INRA-310, 1583 nucleotides. RefSeq lists its product as hypothetical. The record is from RefSeq and is a predicted model, not a curated record. Lineage: Eukaryota; Oomycota; Peronosporomycetes; Peronosporales; Peronosporaceae. The transcript has a single exon. The coding region runs from base 497 to 1345 and encodes 282 amino acids. Gene Ontology annotation, molecular function: protein binding.